This is a messenger RNA of Empidonax traillii (willow flycatcher), 2855 nucleotides long. It is a transcript of the gene FYB1, whose product is annotated as FYN binding protein 1. The record is from RefSeq and is a predicted model, not a curated record. NCBI's taxonomy places the organism in Eukaryota, Metazoa, Chordata, Aves, Passeriformes, Tyrannidae. Gene Ontology annotation, cellular component: plasma membrane. The transcript is spliced from 19 exons. The coding region runs from base 10 to 2502 and encodes 830 amino acids. Gene Ontology annotation, biological process: protein localization to plasma membrane; integrin-mediated signaling pathway; T cell receptor signaling pathway. Gene Ontology annotation, molecular function: protein binding.
AGGUUUCUCAUGGAGAAAUUUGAGUCAGGUGGCAGAGAUGCAGAGGAUGACCUGGCUCACAGUCAACCUCUAAAAAUCCCCAAAACAGAAGUUCCUGAAGGAAUACAACAGGCACGGAAAGCAGCCAUUGAGAAAGCAGCUCAAGAAAAUGCAGUGUGUACCGAAGGACCCAGUACCUCCUCCAGAACCUCUUAUAAGCCUUCUUUGGUGGUCAAGCCAUUAGCUUGUGACGAGACAGAGAAUAAACAGAAGCAACCACAUCUGAAUACAGUGGCACAAGUGUUUGGUGUUUAUCUUCAACCAGUAAACAGAGAAAACAAUGAAAAAUCUGAAUGCACUAAAUUCCCCAUCAAAACCAGUUGCCCAGCAAAAGAAGACCCAAAGCCUCAACAUCCAAAACCCGCAAGGAACAAGUUCCCCAGCUCUGUUCCUCCUAGUAAAGAAAAAAAUACUCUGGGAGCAAAACCAAAAUCAGAUUUGGCAUCACAGAAGAGUGAGGCAAGAACAGCAUCUUCAAAAGUAAGUGUAAUUAAAGAAAAGUUAAUGCCUGCAGCACAAGAAAAUGUGCCCAAGCCUUCUCUAUUUAAAAAACCUUCUUUUAACACCGAAGUCUCUAACAAUAAAUACACUUCCAAUAAAUGUGAUUCUCUUCAAAGUAGGCUGUCAGGCCCAAGAACAAACACACAUUCACUUAUGAAAGUAAAGGAAAUGGGUGAAAAUAACUCAGCUGCAGAAGCUGCAGGCAGUCAUCUUCCUAAAAUAGGUCUGCAGCCUGCUGGCCACUCGCAGACCUCACUUCAAGGCACCUUCAGAAACGUGAAACAAGAGACUGAAGAAAAGGCAAUGAGUGUUAUCAAGACCACCGUUCCCAAGAAAGUCAUCCAGGAAGGAUCAGAUUCUCCUCAUAAGUUUUGUAAGACCAAUACAGCACUUGGUGCAGUAAGGUCAUCAGAUAAAACACAAAAGAAAGGAGAUGGUGCUCCCAGACCCAGGCAGAGAGUCUUGGCCCCAGAGUUCAAGACAUCCACAUGCCCAGCAAAGCCCAGCAGACCUCCAAGUGUGGAACUGCAAGGAUACCAGAGGAGGGGCCCAAAAAAGACAAGCAAAAGUGUCAAACUGACAGGAUCUUUCUUAUCUGCCUCACUGGCACCUCUACAAGAUCGCGGUACACAGUUUCCAUCCCCUAAACCAAUCUCUCACCCAGACCUGGAGGUUAUGGAAGCUCCCAGUCUGCCUCCCAGAAACAUCAAGCCCAGCUCUGCAAUAAGAAAUCCAGAAAAUGAAGAAAAUUAUGAUGAUGUGGAAUUUGUUUCACAGGGUCAUGGAAGUACACAGGGGGACCAAGAAGGUGAUGUAGAGAUGUAUGAAGACAUAAAUGACAUCAGAUCAUCAAGGGAAAAAGAGAAGAAGCAGAACAAAGAAGAUAAGAGAAGAAUGGAGCAGGAGAAAAGAGAACAAAAGGAAAAAGAAAAGAAAGAACUGGAAUUAAGGAAGAAGUUCAAAUUAGUGGGACCCAUUGAAGUUCUUCAUCAGGCACGAGCCUGUGUUGACUACAAGGGAGGGAAGAAUGAACUGACUGUCAAACAGGGGGAUAAGAUUGAAAUCAUUCGCCUCACAGACAACCCAGAAGGAAAGUGGCUCGGUAGAAUAGGAGGAUGCUGUGGAUACAUUAAAACAACCAUGGUAGAGAUUGAUUAUGAUUCUUUGAAAAGAAAGCAACAAACACCUACUGGAGCUGAUGUGAAAUUUUCAGAGAGUGACAUGGAAGUGUAUGAUGAUGUUGGACAGGAGGAGAGCUCAACGAGCCUGAGCGCUGACAGUAGUGGAGCUGGAAAUGUGUUCCCAUUUCCUCUGCCUCCUUCCAAUGAAGAUAUUUAUGAUGAAAUUGGUGAUGGAGAGCCCAUAGCAAGGUCUGUAUCACAGGAUGAAGAUAAGAAUGGUAUCUGGUCCUGGGGAAUCUUGAAGAGGCUAAAGGUCAAAGAUGACAAAAAGAAAAGUAUACGAGAAAAAACAACCAAAGGCAAUGGGGCAGAAGAUGAUGGAAAUUUGUUCACAUCUUCUUCAACAAACCUGUCUGGAAAAGAUUGUGGAGAGGAUGUGUACGAUGACGUGGAUUCUUCAGACUUUCCUCCACCACCGCCUGAUGCUAUUUCAUUGAAUCUAGAAAGCUUUGGAAAAAGGAAAUUGGAUGAAGAAGAUGUACAAAAGCAUAAGAAGAUGGAAAAAGAAGAGAAACAAUUCAAAGUAACUUUUUUUUUUUUCCAGCAUGUAGGUGAAAUAAAAGUUCUUUUCUCUACUACCACAAUUCAGAAUUUGCCUAAAAGAAAAUGGGGAUCUAAAGAAUUACAUAUUAAACCGGGAGAGUCUCUUGAUAUUAUAGAGAGUACAGAUGACACCAAAGUCCUGUGCCGUAACAAAGAGGGAAAAUAUGGUUAUGUCUUGAGAAGCAAUUUAGUUCAAAACGAUGAAGAGAUAUAUGACAACGUUUUUGAGGAAAUAUGAUCUAUCUAUGAUAACAACUCAGAUCCAUGAUUCUGUUGAACUAACAACUUAAAUGAAGAUCACCUCUAGUUUGGACUCCUGCUUGUGGAAGCCUAAUUUACACCCCUGUAAAUGCAGAAUUAACUUUUCUUAGGAGUUCAGCCUUUAGUCCUGCACUGCUUUGAACUACAUUGCAUUGCAUUGCAUUGCAUUUAUCUGAGCCAUUAAAAUUCCCAUUAUUGAUGGCUUAAAUACAAUUAAAUACAUUUCAAAUGCAUCUCAGAGGAGGGAUAUGGGGAUAUAAAAAAAAAAUUAACUGUGGAGAUAAUAACCUAGAGACUACUUUUGUACUGUAUUUAAACAUACUGAUAAAA